AUGGUGGGGGAAUCGAGAACAGAGUUACUACAGUGGCUCAAUUCUACCUUGGGAUUGACUUAUAAUCGUGUAGAACAAUGUGGAACAGGAGCAGCGUAUUGCCAAAUUAUAGACUCGAUAUAUGGCGAUGUUCCCAUGGGUAAAAUCAAGUUCAAUGCCAGCAAUGAGUACGAUUACCGACACAACCUAAAGAUACUCCAAACUGUAUUCACCAAACAUAAAAUUGCCAAAACAGUGGAAGUUGAAAGACUCAUCAAAUGUAGGCUCCAAGACAACCUCGAAUUAUUGCAAUGGAUGAAAAAGUUCUGGACGGAAAACAAAGACAUUAACGUUCCAUAUGAUGCCCCGGCACGCCGAAGAGUUACCAGUGGUCCCUCCAGCAACAUCAGGAGCCGUGCGCCUCUGCGUGCCCCAAGUGGUCCAAGGCGAGUGGUGUCUGCUGGAACAUCGGUCGUUCCUGGAUCUGUACCUGGGUCCGUUUCAGGGACCAUUUCGGGGCGUACCACUCCCAUAUAUUCUGGCCAUAUGUCACAGGAACUAGCGAACAAGUCGCAUGAAUUGGAGGCUACGUUGGAGGAGUUGAAGGACUACAAGAUUCUGGUCACAAGUCUCCAGGCAGAGAGGAACUUUUACUUCAACAAACUACGAGAAAUCGAGGUGCUUUGCGAAACGGCAAAGAACAGCGAUACACAGACUCCCACCAGCGAGCUCAUCGCAGAAAUACAGGCUAUCUUGUAUAAAACCGAAGAAGGGUUUGAGGCAGAAGAUGGGGACGAAUUUUAG
This is a messenger RNA of Meyerozyma guilliermondii ATCC 6260, 783 nucleotides long. Its product is annotated as microtubule-binding protein. The transcript has a single exon. Gene Ontology annotation, biological process: regulation of microtubule polymerization or depolymerization; spindle assembly; protein localization to microtubule plus-end. Gene Ontology annotation, molecular function: microtubule plus-end binding. Gene Ontology annotation, cellular component: cytoplasmic microtubule; spindle midzone; microtubule organizing center. The record is from RefSeq and is a predicted model, not a curated record. NCBI's taxonomy places the organism in Eukaryota, Fungi, Ascomycota, Pichiomycetes, Serinales, Debaryomycetaceae. Bases 1 to 783 code for a protein of 260 amino acids.